This is a messenger RNA of Purpureocillium lilacinum, 1224 nucleotides long. RefSeq lists its product as uncharacterized. Gene Ontology annotation, molecular function: proteasome binding. The record is from RefSeq and is a predicted model, not a curated record. NCBI's taxonomy places the organism in Eukaryota, Fungi, Ascomycota, Sordariomycetes, Hypocreales, Ophiocordycipitaceae. Gene Ontology annotation, biological process: proteasome assembly.
AUGGCGUCCGCAGGGGCGAUAUGGGGUCCAGCGACCCUUCGCCUGCUGCGUGUCGCUGCCGCCAAAACCACAAAGUUGGUCCGCGCCAAGCUGGUGGACGCGACCAGGCCUCUUCAGGGCCAGGUUCAGCAUAUCCCCAUCCGCAGCGGCCACACCGGGCGGCAGCCCAUUCAUCCAGCAGCGCUCUUGAGACAGCAGAAACGAGGCGUGAGGUGGUUUUCUGGCGGUGCGACCAAGAGCAUCAACAAUGUGUUGCGGAGGUUCAUCAGCUCCGAGCGAAGCGCCUCCGCGCCACGAUUCGAUCGAUCCAAGCUACCGUCUUCAAACACGUCGCGACGGGUCGCACAAUUCUCCGGACGGGCUCCCUUUGCGAGCACCCUGCGACCGAACCUGACAGGAGGAGCCAUGCCUCGCACGGCCGGCGGCUACAGCCUCGGCGGCGGCGCUCGGUACUUCUCUCACACGCCGGCGGCGCCGGCCCAGGUUGUCCAAAACGUGUCGCAGGCCAUGCGGGCCUUCUUUCUCUCAGGCCAGAAGCUCCGAUACGACGGUCUUGGUCCGCACGGUGAGCGCAAGUACCGCGCCGUCUCCACGCUUGAGGACGACGCCAUGCGCAAGCUUUCCGACAUUCCUCGCUCCGCUCUGGGUUCCUUCAUCGACUUCCAGCUCAGCCCCAAGAUCACGGCUCUCAGCCCCCUUGCUGCCGCCCUCGCGUGCGCAUCCGAGACCUCUGGAUUCCAUGCCGAGGCGGCUCAGGCCAGUAUCAACACCGAGGGCUUCCUCGACAUCCUGUCUGCCGACUUUGGUCGAGCUUUGAAGGAUUUGACUGCUGUAUAUGCAGAUUUGCGGCGGCUCUCGGUGUUGGGAGACCUGCCCAUCGUUCUCGAGAAGAGCGACACCCUCCGUGUUCGGUUCCCCGGCGUCGAUGCGGCCACGGUUGAACGACUCUGCGACGACAUCGGGAUCCAACGUGGAGUCGUCAGCCAGGAUCCAGGCUUCGACUUGGCGGUCGGUGUCCCCAUGGCACUUAGAUUUCCGUUCGCUCCCGACGCCGAAAAGACGUUGACGUCUCCUGGCGGAUCGGCACGGUCACUGGAGGGCCACGAGCUGGACGAGAUGUCGUCUCUCGAGGACGACUCCUUUGUGCGAGAUGCCUUUGCCGGGAAUUGGAGAACCCGUGGAUAUCGGAGCCAGAAGGCUACGAGAGCAUGUCACCGCCCAUGA